Cherax quadricarinatus is the source of this 2934-nucleotide messenger RNA. Its product is annotated as heparan sulfate 2-O-sulfotransferase pipe-like. Gene Ontology annotation, molecular function: sulfotransferase activity. Gene Ontology annotation, cellular component: membrane. The record is from RefSeq and is a predicted model, not a curated record. NCBI's taxonomy places the organism in Eukaryota, Metazoa, Arthropoda, Malacostraca, Decapoda, Parastacidae.
UCUUGAGACGCGAGAGAGGAGUGUAUGCGAAGGUCUUGCUCACUAUUAUUCACACAAAUGUAUCUUAAAUCUUAUAUUGCGUUUUGUAAACAGUCUUAACAGGUGGCCCAUUUACAGGUUUACCAUAGACAAUACCAGAAGGUAAUGUAGCUACAAGAUCAGACAGCGUAGGAACCACAUCCUGCAGAGGCCUUGGGUGGUUCCACACUUAUGUUCAUUGAGAACUUCAAUAUCAGGACAAUAUUACGUCUAAUAAUAUAUUAGAAACAAGUUAUGAGGCUUUUAAUGUACUCUAAGUGGAAUUUAUGCUUUGAAAGCUUAUGGGGGAGGGGGUAAAAAAAAGGCAGCAAGGACCAUUUAAAAGUAUUUAAAGGAAGAGGACUUCGAUAAACACGUGAAUAUUUUUAGAUGAGGCACCGAAAAACAACCUGAAACUAUAACAAAAUAAGUUGGAAGCAGACUAACAUAUAGUGAGUUCAUGCACACAUCUAUUUCUGCUGUGGUAACAUAUAUAUCAACAUGCAACUACGAAGCUUAAGGAAGAGCGACUUCGUUGCUGCCGUGUGUUUCCCAGCGUCGUUCAUCCUGUGUGUUCAUGUGAUGCUCCUGCCCCCUCUCAUCCAGCCCUCAGUCUCACCCCAGGGGAACACAGCAGGGGCGGUGCGAGCGGAGGUCGGGUGGGUGCGGGUGGGGCCGCCCCUCAACAUGACGGGGGAGAGUUUGGAGGAGGUGCUGCUGGUGAUGCCCCUCCUCCGCUGCGGCACAACCUCCCUCAAGAACCUCCUCAUUCACCUCUCGACAAUCAAUUCCUUCAACUUCACCCUCAACCCACCCACCAAGUCACAAGUCGUCCACAUACCCAGUCUAGCCGUCCAGAAAGACAUCGCCAAGAAUAUUUCUGCCAUCAGCAAUCCGAUGGCUAUGAUGGAGUCUUACGCUUACAUCAACUUUACCAGAUUCGGGAGGAAGAAGCCGAUAUUGGUGAGCAUGGUACGUGACCCAGUAGAGAGGGCUGUCAGCUGGUACUACCACGUGAGGGCACCUUUCCACCUGGUUGAGCGCAAAGGUCUCUUUCCAGACAUCAGGUUUCCUAGCAGGAGGUUCUUGAAGAAGGACCUGGAGUCUUGCCUGAAGAACGCCCAGGAUGUGGAGUGUCGCUACACCCCCGGCAGAGAAGUCCUCGGUCACACUAUCGAGUUCUUCUGUGGACACGACCCUUACUGCCCGAUAUUCGGCUCAAGGAAGGGACUGGAGCAGGCUAAGAGGGUGGUGGAGACGGAGUUUGCUGUGGUGGGGGUCCUGGAGGAGUGGGACAAGACCCUGGCAGUGUUGGAGCACUACGUCCCUCGCUACUUCAACACGGCCACACAAGUCUACUACAAGGAGCUACACGGAAGCAAGCGACUAAGGAACGAAAACUUCUACAAGCCCAAGGUGGAGCAGGCAGCCAAGGACUUCAUGAGACGGAACUUCACCCUGGAGGCCGAGUUCUACGACUUCGUCCGUCAGCGCCUUCUUCGACAGUACAGCGCCAUAAGUGGCACUCCCGAUACCUCCUGAAACAAGCCCUACAACUGAAACAAGCCCUACACCUCCCGACACCCCCUAAACCUCUAAAUACCUCGUCCUAAAAUCAAAACCCGGAGAAACAAAGGCUGAAAUAAUUAUUCACUUUUCUUUCUUUCCCACCACUGAGAUUCAGGGAUGGCUUCAGGACUGGGGAAAAUAUAUUAAACACUUCGGUGAUAUCACAUGCCAAAAAUCAGUACCACAGUGUACAAGGUGCAGCUUAAUAGCUUAACAAAAAAAAUUAGAAUAAAAACAAAUGCAUUCCCAGGAGAUGAUAGCCUUGUAUGUAUUCCUCAGUGUGCGUCAUACAACACCAGCCAGAGAUGAUAAUGUUUGUCUUCCUCUACAUGCAUAAAAUACAUCAGCCAGAGGCGAAAGCCAAACCUCCGUUGUCCCCAAAUCAAAAGCACAAAUGUUGCUGGAUAUUCCAGAUAUUUGUUGUUCCCAAAUCAAAAGCACAAGUAUUGCUGGAUAUUCCAGGAACAGUCAGGCUGCUCAUCAGCGUCCCCUCAAGGAGGUUCCUUGACGCUGGUGAGGGGCUCUUGAUCUAGGGAAUUGGAUCUGUGCUCCAGCUCCCUGAAUUGAGCCUGAAUGCCUUCCACCCCCCCCCCCUCCAGACGGUGUAUAAUCCCGACGGGUUUAGUGCUCCCCCAUAAUAUUAAUAUAAUAAUGCUCAUCAGCGUCAAAGCAAUUGCUACCAGAGAGACUUGUUACUAGUCAAACAGGCAAACAUCCGUCCAGGUCUUCUAAAAAGGAUAAUGAUCCUCGCGUCAUGUCAUAUCCUCGUAGCUAGAUCGCUAGCGCAUUCAUCUCAGAUCUCACACACAGGUCCGGGGAUCGAUCCCCCAGUAUGGCUGGAAAACAUUAGGACGUUUCUAUAAGUCAUCUGCCGCUCAAUGUUCACCUACAAGUAAAUGGGGCACCUGAAUGUUAGUCGACUGGUGCGGGUCGUCAUGGGAUGAAAUUAACCUAAUUUGCCCGAAAUGUCUGCAUAACAAGCGGCUUUCCAUAUAGUAGUAUGUCAUUGACGUCAGCUAUGGUCUGUAUACUUUGUACAUGUACUUGUAGAAAUAGAUUAUUAUUAUUAUUAUUAUUAUUAUUUAUUAUUAUUAUUAUUAUUAUUAUUAUUAUUAUUAUUAUUAUUAUUAUUAUUAUAUUGUGCCGGUGGUUCACGGGGUUUAGAAUACUCCACAUCAAAUGUUCAGCCCAGAGGUCGAAGAUGUUGCAGAGCAUCUCCUGGCAGAGCUUGACGCAGGUGAAGGGGGGGGGCUCUUGAUCCAAGGUAGUGUUGAACCCUGCGGGUCCGGCGUUCUAACAUUCCCAAGGACUGAGCUCUAAGCAGAGCAAUUUAACAUCUGUAAUAAA